Wasmannia auropunctata (little fire ant) is the source of this 10260-nucleotide messenger RNA. Its product is annotated as E3 SUMO-protein ligase RanBP2. Gene Ontology annotation, biological process: intracellular transport. Gene Ontology annotation, molecular function: GTPase activator activity; protein binding. Gene Ontology annotation, cellular component: cytoplasm; nuclear pore. The record is from RefSeq and is a predicted model, not a curated record. The transcript has 13 exons. The coding region runs from base 159 to 9137 and encodes 2992 amino acids. Lineage: Eukaryota; Metazoa; Arthropoda; Insecta; Hymenoptera; Formicidae.
GCCCCGUUCGUUUGAAAGAGAGUACGUGCGUUGCGAGCGAAUCGCGUGAUGAGCCGCGGCGGAGUGCGCGAGUGAGCGAGAAACGAGGAACCUGCGGCCGAUCGAGUGGUGCGACGAAAGCGAGGCGCGACUCCGGUCGAGCCAGUCCAGCCGGCAGCAUGUUCCGCACGAAGAAGGACGUCGACCGCCACGUGCAGAACGUCUUCUGCAAGCUGCGGAACGAGAACGAGAAAAAUCUUCGUUGUUACAAUGUUGCCAAAUUGUAUUAUCAAGUUGGUGAUUAUGAAUCCACAAAAAGAUAUGUAUUUAAUUACUUAGAGGUACGAGAUAAUUCUGCCAGUGCCCAUAAGUUGUUGGGUCAGGCGUACGAGGCUCUCGGUCAGAAGGAAGCAGCUUUCAAUGAGUACAAAGUUUCCCUCGAACUCGAGGGGAGGCAAGAUGAUCUGGUCUUGAAAGUAUGUGAAUUAUUGGUUGACAUGGACAUAGGAAUGGAUGUUAAUAAACUGAAGUAUUGGGUAGAGAGAGCUGACAAACUGUUUCCACAUCACCCGAUAGUUUUUCAAUUGAAAGAAAAACUCUUGACUAUAGAGAAGCCAAACAACAGCAGCGAGGAUCUUGAGGCACUAAUCGCAUCUGAAUUGGCCGCGAGACCGGCUGACGUGCAACUUCGCAUUAAAUUGUUAAAUUAUUAUAUGUCGGAGCGUAAAUUGGAUAAAGCUUAUGAACAUGCCGUCAGCGUGGAGGCCACUGUCCCUCACAGGGACAGCAUUGUGUGGUAUCAGCUGCUGUACGAAUUACUGACAAAAUAUAAGGAGACCAAAUCCCACGACUGGUCGUUCUGGGUGUUCUAUAUAUCUGUAUCCGAUAAAUAUGCGGGAUUAUGUCUCAAGGAGCAAGGCGGCGAAACAAAGAAAAGCAUUCCAGAGGCAGCUCAGGCAGUAUUCAACUUUGACCAAAACCUGAACGAGAUGAAGUCAAAAAACUUUUCUAAGCAACACACCUUCACGGAGCACUUGUUCACGCACAUGUGGGGCCAGUUGCACUUCCACCUGGCGUGUUUGCUGUUGCGCAAAACGAAACGCGAGCAGGGCAGUUGGAACGAAGCGGGAAGGCUGUGCUCGCCUCUGUUAUUGACCGCGUUACACGUGGCUCCGUUAGAGAGCCGUUUGCGCAUACAGCUAGAGGACGAAUUUAAGAAUCAAUUCAACAUAUGGGCCAUGGAGGCGGCAUAUCGAUGUUGCCAAGCUGGCUACAUUCUUCAAAACUAUGCCAGAGAUGACACGAAAAAACUGAUAGAUAGAAUUGAUAAAUUUUGCACGGGACCCUGGAGAGAGCGUAUUUAUCAGAGAAUUUUUGUAACCAGGAUACACCUUGAUCAUAUGCGAAAUUCAUUUUUUUGCCACCAUCAUUCAGCUCCUGAUCCACCUUUACGCAUGUGCACCGCAAAUCAGCUAAGGACCUACAGCCAAAUCGCACAAGAGGUGUGGCCUGCCUCAUUGCACCAUCAAAUCUGGCUUGGAUUGGAGAAUCGGCCACAGCACAAAGACGCUCCGCAUCCGGAUCAGACCUCGCGCGUGUUUCCAGCAUUGCAGUUUUCGGUGUUCAAUACGAAUCAGGCGGCACCCGACAGCCUGUGUCUCAUCGAUAUCGACGCGUUUCUCAACGCGGCGAUACUCUGCUCGUCCGCCAUUCUGGAGGAACAGCAACUCGGUAGCUUCGUGAACCCGGAGAAACUGCCGACGUUGCCGAUCGAUCUUACCGCGACGCUGUCCACCAGUAAUCAGGAGAAAUGGUGGUCGGCGGCGUACAAGAUGUACUCCAAACGGGAGGACGUGGACGGCGACAUCGGCGAGUUACGGCAGGAAUUGCAACAGGGUUUGGAAAUCAUUCGCUGCAUCGGCAAUCACGGCAUGCAUCCGGUGUUGUUGGUGCAUCUGGCGCGCAUGUUUCAUCAUCGCGCGAAGACGACGAAGGAGAAGGAUGAGGCGAAUGGUUUCAUCCCCAAGUGGGAGGCGCGCUCCGAGCUGUACUGGACCGCCGCUCUACCGCUGCUGGAGAGGCUGCAGAACAAUCAAACGUUACGUAUGUCUCCGUCGAAGUUGUUCAAUUAUCAGGGCAAGGAGAUGAACAACUUCGAGCUGACGAACGCCCUCGAGGAGGGCAAGUUGCUGUUGGCUCAGCGGCUCGUGCGCGAAAAGCAGUACGAGCAGGCGAUCGACGCGCUGCAAGCGCUCAAGUGCCCGGAGGCGUCGUUCCAGCUGGCGCAGAUCUACAAGAUCUUCGCGGACGAGAUAGUGGACUCCACGCCGCGCGAGAGUCUAACCUCGGAGAUGCGAUCGCAGCACAUCAUAAUGCUGUCGAAGGCGAGAAAUUGCUUUUACCUUACUCUCGACCGACUCCGCAGCCCGGGCACGAAUCCCAAGCAUCCAUUGAACUCCGAGCUCGGCACUCACAUCACCGACAUCGAGAAUGAAUUGAAGAGGAUAGAUCCGGAUUUGGGUAGAGGCGAUUUAAGUAGGAAUAAUGACAUCGACGGUAUAUCCGAUGAGAGUUACUCGCCCACUCACAGCGCCGUGGAUCAGGCGGUCACGAAUCCGACAUUGCCCAUGCUGACGACGCUGACCGGCGGCGGUUCGAACAUGCUGAGUACGCCACAGAGGAACGCUCAUCGCACGCCGAAACACGCCAGCACGCCGUGCAGAUUGCAGGAUUAUUUCAAUCUGUCGAAACACCGCACGGAGGCACGCCCGAGUCCGGAGCGCCUCGACGCUCAGAUACGUCAGAUUGUGCAGUCCCGAGACAACGAGAUACAGGAAAUAACGGAGCAGAUGAAGAACGUGAUGAUGCAGAUGAAGAUUUUGAACGAUAAAGUGGACACUCUGACGAAAGAAGUGGUGGAGUCGCGUAAGGAGAAUCAAAAGUUCCAACAGCAACAACAACAGCAGCAGCAGCAGCAGCAGCGUGUUCAGCAGCAACAGAGCGUAAAUCCCGCUGUCGAUCCCGAAGACUUCUACGUUCUCGACGAUGACGAGUACGCCGAUUUGAGCUAUCAGAAUCAACCAGCCGGGCCGGCAUCCUCGAUUUCCGGUAACAUAUUCACACCGCAGCAUGCUCGGCACCCUUAUUCGUCGCUGAUGUACCCUUCGGCGGCGACCGCGGCGUUCCAGUAUUAUCAGGGAGGAUUACCGUUCACCGAUCCGAACGCUCAAGCGGCUAUAUCGUCCCUGUAUCCUCACACCGUCUACCCGAUGCCAAUGCUGUAUCCCAAUCAGAAAGUACCCGACAAUCUGCAACAGAGCCUCUUCGCAUCGACGCUCUCCUCGCAAUUGCCCGAUCUCAUGCCGGCAGCCGCGGCGAACACGUCAUUGCAAAUGUCGCUGAAGCAGAAGAUAGAAACGCCAUCGCGAACCAAAUCCGAGGCGACAUCAGGGACGGUGACAACCACGACGACGGCGACGACGACGACGAUUAUCAAAGAUGCGCCGGUGAACAAAGCGCCUCCUGUGAACGUGGUCAUCACGACAUCCGACACGCUACCGACCACGGUGCCGUCCACCCAACCGACUCUGAGCGUCACCAUACCGCCGCAGUAUCGGCUGGGAGGUGGAGCAGCUGCCACCUUCUCCACUACGCCCACAACGACGACGACAAUGACGACAACGAAAUCGUCUUCUUCCAGUGUGCCGCAUUGCUAUCAGAUUCCCAUGCCCCUGCAGGCCACCAUACCAACCACCGUCAACUUACCGCCAACCUCAGCCUACGUCCACGCGGCCAACAUCAAUGUGCCGAUCUACAGCAAUCUGACAACGUCACCGUCCAUCACGAUGACUCACACGACUGCUUCGCUAAGCGUCCAGAGUAAUACCGCUGGCAGUAAGAUACACGAUAAUUCCUACGGGUCGGUGAACUCGCCGAACACGUCUGCGGAGGUGUGCGAACAGGAGCACGACCCGAUACCGAACUUCGUGCCAGUCGUACCGUUGCCCGCGAAGGUGAAGAUCACCACCGGCGAGGAGAACGAGGACACGCUGUAUUGUGGCCGGGCUAAGCUGUUCCGCUUCGUCGAUAAGGAGUGGAAGGAGCGCGGCGUCGGUGACGUGAAGCUGCUGCGCAACGCGGAGAGCAAGGUGCGCCUGCUGAUGCGUCGCGAUCAGAUCCUGAAGAUCUGCGCGAAUCACAUGCUGAGGCCCGACAUGGAGCUGAGUCCCAUGACGAACAACAACAAGGCGUGGUUCUGGGUCGCCAACGACUUCGCCGACGAGGAGGUGAAGCUGGAGAAGCUGUGCAUCAGAUUCAAAACCGCGGAGGAGGCGAUGGCGUUCAAGGAGGCCUUCGAUCAGGCUAGACUCAACUUACCCGUGACGCCGGGAAAAGCGACCAAGACGUGCGAAAAAGUCUCCACCAGCGACAAAGACUCGUCCAAGACAAGUCAGGCUAAGACAAGUUCAACGACGGAAGCGGCUUCCUCGGACAAAUUGAAAUUUAGCACGACGACAUUAGGGGGAUUCUCCUUCAGCUCUAAACCUAUCAUUCAGGAGGUCAGCGACGCGGAAACGGGUGACUCCAAGAAGGUCGAAGAACCGCCAAAAGUCAGUCCGUUUAGUGGAUUUUCGUUCACCAAGUCAACCAAUAAACCCGAGACGAAAGUCACGACCACCGGCGCAACGAGUGUCUCGACGUCGUCUGCGAGCUUCGUCUUCGCCACGACUCCGACAACAAACUCGUCUGUUCUAACGACCUCCAACGCCUCGCCGAUAUUUUCCUCGCCCGCGACAACCGGCCAGAAUUCGACACUGAGGAGACCUCGUUUGCCGCCACCCGGCGCCACCAAACAGGGAUCGUCCAGCGAAGAGACGCGACCGCAGUCUGAAAAUGAGCAGAAGUUGUUCGUCGGAACGGCGAGCCUUCAGUGUCAAUGUAUGAACGGUGCCAGUGCCAUGCAGUGGAAGAGCAAGGGCACAGGACCGUUGAUGCUAUUGUUAAACAUGAAAUCCGGCAAGCUUCGCCUGCUACUGACGGACGACGAAAGCUCCAGGAUCUACAGCCACGGGAUUCCGUUGGAUAUGGCGUUUACGUACAAGAGUGGUACUACAGUUGUCAAUUGGACCGUUCCGGCAAAUGCCAAAGAACCCGGUAAGACCUGGUCGUCGCACGCCGCGACGUUCAGCACGCCGGAACUGGCCUCGCAGUUCUACAACGUCGUGUCGAGCUGUCAGCAGAAGCUAGCCAAAGGCGGCAGCCCGAGCGAGGUCGCAAAAGCGCUCGAGAGGAAGACUCAGGCGUCAUCGGGGGAAAGCGCUACGGAAGCGAAACCGCUGUUGUGGGAAUUAUUUAAACCACCGACCGAUUCCUGGGAGUGCAACAGUUGUUACAUCAGAAAUAAUGCCACGGAUAUGAAAUGCGUGGCCUGCGAGGCUCCGUCGCCUUCGGCGGCGAGCAGCAAGAGCGGCCCCGCGGUCGCUGGUAAGCCCGUUGAGUUUGGCAAACUACCGUUAUCAGAGCUGUUUAAACCGCCGACCGGUUCCUGGGAGUGCGGUGGUUGCUACACCAGAAACAAUGCCACGGAUAUGAAAUGCGUGGCCUGCGAGGCCCCGUCGCCUUCGGCAGCGAGCAGCAAGAGCGGCCCCGCGGUCGCUGAUAAACCCCUCCUUCAAUCUGGUAAACCACCGUUAUCGGAGCUGUUCAAGUCGCCCGCCGGCUCCUGGAGCUGUACAGGUUGCUACAUCGUCAAUUCCGGGGCGAACGUCUACUGCGUGGCCUGCGACAAUCCCAAGGACCCGUCACAGCCGCCCAAGCCGCAGCAGGCCAGCGUCUUCCUGCUGAACACGUCCGCUUCCGGCGCGACGCCCAUGACCACGUUCUCUUUCGGCAUUCCCAAGGACACCACCAAGGAAACGACUGCUGCCACCGGUUUCAGCUUCCGGAUGCAGGGGAUCCUGGGGGACAAGGGCACGGACGCGGAGAGCGCGAAGGUGACGCCAUCCAAACCCGAGGAGACCAACACAGGCACCAACUUCGUGUUCGGUAUGCCGGUGAAAAGCAACACCGCGUUAUUAAGCACGGGUGACUCGCCGUUCACCUUCGGCUCGCCCGCCAAGUCCUUCGGCUUUAACUUCACCGCCAAGUCACCGGCCAAGUCGCCCGGUGGCGGCGGCGAGACCAGCGAGGACGAGGUGGUGGAGAGCGAGGACAUUCACUUCUCGCCGAUCAUACCGCUGCCGGACAAGAUCGAGGUGAAGACCGGCGAGGAGGACGAAGAGGUGCUCUACAGCCAUCGCGCGAAGCUAUUCAGGUUCGACACCGCGGCGAAGGAGUGGAAGGAGCGUGGACUGGGCGAUAUCAAACUGUUGUGUCACAAGGAGACCGGCAAGCUGCGGCUGAUCAUGCGCCGGGAUCACGUGCUGAAGUUAUGCCUGAAUCACGUACUGUCCAGCGACUUGGAAUUCACGCCGAAGGACGAGAAAACGUGGCUGUGGACCACUGCGGAUUACAGCGAGGGCGAGAUCGAGUACAUGCAGUUCGCAUGUCGCUUCAAAACUUCCGAGAUUGCGGCAGACUUCAAGCGAGCGAUCGACGACGCCAGGAGGAACGUUAAACCGUCGGCCGCCACUGUCAGCAGCGAGAAGACGGAUAAAUCCGCGACGAGGACGACCGCCUCGUCGAACAAGGAGCUCGAGAUCGUCUACGAGACGAGGGUUACUCCGGAGGAGAAGGCGGCAGCCUUGAAGUUGCAGCUACCGGCAAACUUCUACUCUUACAAGCAAAAGGAAGACUGUCCUGGCUGUAGAGGCUGCAGGAAACCGGGCAUAGUGCUGUACCCGGACGUCACCGGGCAAGACACAACGAAGUGGAAGCCCGAGUUGGACAGGAAGAAGACGAUAGCGCAAUCGUCGUCGAAGGACACGAGCUCGCGCACGAGUUCGUCGAGUGGUACUGUUGAGAGUACCGGCGAAACUACUCAGAGCGCAACGCAAUCCCCGUCAGUCAAGAAUGGAUUCUCUUUCGCGACGUCCACGACUGCGACGUUCAAGCCUUCGGCUACUCCCAACUUCGACAGCUCCACAAUGAGCUUCGGCACCGGCGAUCUGAAGCUGUUCAACGACAAGAAAACUACGACUUUUUCGUUUGGCAUGAACCCUCAGUUCGGCACCAACGAAACGGCGGAGAAGACGGCGACGAAUGCCGCGCUCGAAAAUCUCAAGAUCUGUAGUCCCACCGAUGCUCAAACGACACAGACGACCGCUUUCAACGCGACCAACACGGCUGCACCGAUAUUCGGCCAGGUGACAUCGACGACCGUAUUCAAACAGCCUGCCUUCACCUUCGAUUCUGAGAAGAACCUCUUCGGCGGCGCCUCGUCGAAAGCACCGCUCUUCAGCGAGGGCGGCGGUGACGGUACCGUUUCCUCUACCAACGCCACCACCACGGCGACCACGGUCGCCACAUCGACGGUCACGUCCAGUCAGUCGUCCAACUCGGUGUUCGGCUCGACGCCCUUCUCCAAGAUGACGUUCAGCGGCAACAGCGCUUCUUCGCCGUUCGCCGGAACGACCGCAACGACGACGAACUUCUUCGGUGGGACGGUGGCGCCAACGACGACGAACAUCUUCGGUGGGACGGUGGCGCCGGCGACGACGAACAUCUUCGGCGGGGCGACGGCGGCGACAACGACGACGAACAUCUUCGGCGGGGCGACGGCGGCGACAACGACGACGAACAUCUUCGGCGGGACGACCGCUGCGACGACGACGGCCAACAUCUUCGGCAAGACGACGACGGCACCGACGACGUCGAGCAUCUUCGGCGGGACGGCGGCACCGGCAACGACGAGCAUCUUCGGCAGUGCGACAGCACCCACCGCCGCGGCGACAAACGUCUUUGGCACGGCGACGACGACGAAUGUUUUCGGACCGACGACUAUCUUCGACUCGAAACCGUUGGAUAACGUGCAGAAGAACGAGGAUAGUCCGAAUUUCUUGUCGACGAAUGACAUGUCGUUCUCAGCGCUCGCUGCGAAGGCGGUGCAACCGGAGGCCUUCAAAGUCGAUCCCAACUUUUCGUUCGCUGGUGCGGGAUCAUCGGUGUUCGGCUCGAAAUCCAAUACAUCACUGAAUAGCUCGGCAUCGGUUAAAAACAAAUCGCACGAAGAUUCCGUGCAAAAGGAGGACAAUGAAGAGGACGACGGCGAAGUGGAGAACGAGCAGGAUCACGAUCCUCACUUUGAACCUAUUGUACCUUUACCGGAUGCCAUCGAAGUCCGAACUGGCGAAGAAGAGGAGGAGAAAGUGUUCUGCCAGAGAGCCAAGUUGUACAGAUACGACGCUACUACGAAGGAAUGGAAGGAGCGCGGCGUCGGCGAGAUGAAGAUACUGCAUCAUGUGGGCCACGGCAGCUACCGACUACUCUUACGCCGGGAACAAGUGCACAAGGUCGUCUGCAACUUCCUGAUCACCCCCAACGUGGAAUUUUAUCCGAUGUCCACGUCGGAACAGGCCUGGAUGUGGGCCGGCAUGAACUACGCCGAGCAGGAGCCGUGCGCAGAACAGCUGGCGAUUAGAUUUAAAUCGCCCGAUCUGGCCCGGCAGUUCAAGGCGCAUAUCAAUAAUAUUCAGCAAAAAUUGCGCGAGAGGAGAACUACUGAAGGUGAAAGAUGCAUCGGCGAAGUGGAGGACAGCGAAGAACAUGAUCGAGGCGUGGAUGAGGAGGAAGAGGAGGAAGAGGAGGGUGACGAGGAAGAGGAAGAUGAGGAGGACGAUCAGGAGAUGCUUCCUAUAAUCGAGAAACGUGCCACCGUGUUCGCGAGAUGGCCUAACGACAACAAGUGGGAGAGCGUGGGCUUGGGGAACCUGGCGAUCCAUUACGACUCCGAGAUCUACGCCGAGAGAAUCGUCUUGAAGCUCGACGACUCGGACGAGUACGCGAGCAACACCAUCAUCAGCAUGGAUUCGGUGAUGCGGGUGGAAGGCAAAGAGUGUAUUUGGAGCGGGAUCGAUUACGCCUUGGACCAUCCACAGAGGAGAGUUCUGAGGGCAGUCUUCUCGUCAGUGCAAGCGGCGCAACAGAUGCAUACAUUUUUCGAGGAUGGAGUGGACAGCGCGAAGCAGGCCGGCGUCGUCGAGUAUCACGAAGCAGAGUGAAGAUCUUUAGCUAAUAAGUAGCUGCUAAUUGGCUGUUAAUAAUUCAUUAUCUUCCUACGUUAGCGUAAAAAUGUUAAAACGGGUUGUUUCUUGUCGCUCUACUCAAGUUGUUAAGACUAAGAGAAAAAUCUAGAUUUUUACAUAUUUAGCUUCCCUUUUGUUUCUCUCUUUUGUUUUUAGGCUCAAGACACGCGAAGUUUGACAAGUACAAUUAUCUGUAAUAGGCACGCGAACACAAAAGUGCAAGUUCCCGUAGUAAUAAUUUAUGUGCUGCGAGAAAAUACUUAUUUAUAACUGCACAAAGUGGAGAAAAGUAGAGGAUCAAACAUCACGAUGUUUAUUUCGUUCGUUUAUUUUUAUACUAGUCUUAAGAAUGGUUCCCUCUUUUUUUUUUUUAAUAAAAUAUGUGCCAAAACUGAAAAUCGCUUUCUACUUCGCAACGAAAGCAUUUCCACGUAGCUACCAAUAAUCAUUUUUUUUUUUAUUCAGUUUUUAAAUAUCCAUUUCGAAACUGUAUUUUCAAGUGAACAUUUGCAAAAACCUUGAUAAACCUUGAUAAAAAUCACACGCUCACAACGAGCAAUGAGAUAAUAGCACAAAUACAAUGUUUUCAAUGCUGAUAAUUUUCUACCAAUUAGUGUUACGUUAAAAAAGAAGAUUACGUCGAGAUUACAUUUGAUUAGAUUGCAAAGAGUUGUUGCAGCACCAAAAUUAACGGCUACUGUAAAUAUGAUCCAUGUGAUCUUGUAGUUACAUUCUGAUAAAGUGUGUAUGUGUAUAACGUACUGUAUCCCUUGGACUAAAAUAGAAAUUGUCGCAUGAGACAAUAUGUAUUAUAUAGAUCACCGAUAUGACACAUUGUAACGUAUAACGUAAAAGUAUUAAACAUUUGAUCAAAAUAUUGCUUUUAGAACCUAUUUUCUCAGGUAAGUGAUGUUUCCCACAUAUUAAUCCUGCAAAAGCAUCCGAGCAUGCACACACCAUAUACACACCAUACAUACACACACACACAUACACAACGAACAUUAACGAAAUGGAUUUAUUGUAAGACUCGAAUACAAAUCAAAUCUCUGUAUCUACGAAUUAAAGGUGAAUAAAUUAAAGACUCACAGUUGUAACAAAA